Molecule: messenger RNA, 5863 nt
Organism: Cucurbitaria berberidis CBS 394.84
Lineage: Eukaryota; Fungi; Ascomycota; Dothideomycetes; Pleosporales; Cucurbitariaceae
Product: Rho guanyl nucleotide exchange factor
Exons: 2
Coding region: 446-5440 (1664 amino acids)
Molecular function (GO): guanyl-nucleotide exchange factor activity
Source: RefSeq, a predicted model, not a curated record
UUAAACACUGCCGCCCAUAAGCAUACUCACGACUCUUGCCAGCCUGUACUCGACAUCGCUCCUGUCGUCCAGCAUCGCAACCAGCCUCUACCAAACUACGAGCAUCUGCCCCCUCAAACGGCCCGUUCCCCGCGCUACGGACGCCCACAAGACAGCUGACGAUUCGCUCGGGAGCUGGCACAGCAAGCACAGGGACCGCUGCCCACGCUUCACACACGGAGCAACCUCUGGCGGGCGCAUGCGAUCACAUCCCGAGGAUCAAGGCAUCUAGUUCGCUGCUACUGCUGCCACUCGCGCGCGGGCUCGAUUGCAAAAAUCCGACCUCAGCUCAGCGGCCCUGGUCAUGCUGCCCGCGCAACCUCAUCAGGUAGCCUCGUGAAUGACGACUUCGACUGCACCACCCCCCAUCGCGCCUCCUUAGGCUUCUCCGCCAGCCCACGUCGCCAUGUCGUACUACGGGAACGGCCAGAACUACUACAACCCCAAUAUACCGCACUCGAGCGCAGGCGGCGCGACGGGCCAUGGGGAUCCUCAGGCAAAUGGAGGAGCUGCGGGCUACGCGUACCCCCCGCCAGCCCGGCGCGACAGCUAUACUACGCGCCAGAACGACGAGCUCUUCAUGGGCGAGACCAACUCCCCGCAGUUGAACCAGGCCCCGUUGUCUCCCACGGCGGGCGGAUACAACAGCAGCAGCUAUGGAUACCCUCCGCAAUCGCAGCAGCAGUACAACCCCCAGCACUACAAUUCUCAACCCAUACCUCUGCCCAAUCCCCAGCAGUAUGGCGGCGUCAACAGGACGUUUGCUCCCCCCGCGCUGUCACAACACCAGCCAUAUGUUCCAGCUGCCUAUGCGGACACCAGCCUGGGCAGGACCAAUACAGUCAGCCAUCCCUAUGGCUUCUCGCCCACCUCGCCCACCGUUUCCUACCCGUCGCCCAAUGUCUACCAGAGUUCGCAAUUCGGGCGAACAUCUUCUGUUCAGGGUCAGGGCAGAGUAGCUUACACCCCUCCUGCCCCACCACCCCUCCCUGCGCUUCCAGGGAGCGCCCAGUCGCCAACAGAGGAUUGGGGUAGCUAUCCGGGUCGUCAGCCUUCGAAUGCUUCGUCCCAAUCCUACUAUCAACCCACAACCGCCUCGCACGCCCCGCUUCCUUCCCCACCUGCAUACGACAACGGCUACGGCUCGCAACAGCGCGUUGACAGGUUUUCCUCCGUCUCGAGCCAACAUUCAAACACGCUCCCUCCAACACCAGAGGUGCCUCCUCAUGGCUCGCCGCAGCGAACAAACACCGUCUCCUCUCGACCGCUCCCCCCGCCUCCACACGAAUCUGACAGCGACGACUACUUCCCGACGCAGAAUGGGUCUCCGUAUAAUCAAGACGAGCUGUUCAAUGAUGUCAUGACCAUGACGGCAGGGGGGCGCCAGCCAUCCAUCCAAGUGCAACAACCGAACGGCGGCCAAUACUAUCCCGAUAGUCUGGAUCGACAGCCAACAGGGAGGAACGGAGACCGCGUUAAUGGCGACCGACUUGCGCCAUCAUUCCCUGCUCGCGAUACGUAUACUAGCGAUGAGAGUGAUGUCGAGGCAGCCGCUGGCUUGGCUGCACUUCGAAUGGCAGAAGAACAGGAAGAGGCGGACGAGGCCCGCAGGCGUAGUGGAGGAACUGGUCUCUUCAGCAACUAUACCAGCUUACAAUCUCCGCAUCAAUCUGCCGGAGCUAGUCGGCCGGCAGAGGAAAGUGCAAGCGAUAGCGAUUAUGUUGGUGCAGGCGUCGACGUGAGUGGGUUUGGAGGCAACUUUAUGCCCUCGUUCAACUACGGCGGAGAUCCAAGUCAGCUAGCAUCAGGCGGCAGUGGCCCAUCGACCUCGGGCUCGCAGCGGCGUUCAGAACCUGCCAGCGACCAGUACGACCCGAUCCAUCCCUUCCCAUCAUUCUCCAGUAAUGCUCGUGUCGAUACAUUUGGGACCGGGGGCUUGGAAGAGCCGAGCGCGCGGCGGCGAAGCUACGACGAAGGCGACGAAGCCACUCUCAUGGACAGCGCAUCCGCCAUGUCUGGUUCAACUCUUUCGGGGCCGCUGUCUGCAAUGCCUGGCGAGCCAGCAGACAUGUUCUUCCACCCUGGUAUCUCCAACCGGCCUCUGCCUCCUCCCCCAGCGAAUGCAAAUGCGAGCGCGAACCGGCGAUUGAACCACCAGAGCACGGGCUCAACCGGUUCUGGUUCUUAUGAGUAUUGGCGCAAUGCUCCAUCAUCACGUGGCUCUUACCCCGUUGAUCCCAAUGCUAGCCAGAUGAUAUCACCAACCGGGGUCGCUGUUCCUCGCUCGACCUCUUUACUCCAACACAGCAACGCACCCGCAGCAAUACCGCUUCCGAGAUCAAAGACCGACGCCGAGCAAGGGCACAGGGCACGACAGGCUGCUAAUCGUAACACCUUCUAUGGUGCUGCUGUGGAUAGCGAUGGAAACACUCUAACCCCUGGUAGUGCGGAUGGCGUGGCCAUCGAUCUCCCUACUCUUCCAACUGGCAAGCGCUUCAAUCCGGCCAAACUCUCCACCAACGACUUCAAGAAGUGCACCGAGCCAUGGGCGCUCAGCUCAAUCAUCACUUGGCUCAAGUCUAUGACAGAAGGCGAAAAUGAUCUCAAGGAAGGGCCCAUCCAAGAAGGGCUGAUCGCCCUCUUCACCCACAAGGUACCAACAAUGAACAUUGCGGAUGCCGAGACCUUGAGUAGUCGGGUGGUGGCCGAAAUGUAUAAGGCAGGGACGCUAGUGCAUGAGGAGGAAUGGUUGAAAUUCUCAUCAGCAAGCAUGACUGGUGUCAUCUUCCAACUCACCGGAGCGGGAUGUUACGCGCCAAUGCUCCACACACACGCAAGUCCUGGUCGAUGCUACUCGCAUCAUUGCCAACGGACGCUGAAAAAGAUUGAUCUCAACUCGCCAUCGGCCGCUUCUCAGUCGGAGGACUGGGCUACCUUCUACAAGCUGAAGAAGGAAGACGUUGAGAAAGCAAACAAAAAGGAAAUUGAGCGUCAAAACAUUCUCCAUGAAAUCGUUCAGGGAGAAGAUAACUAUAUGGAGCGACUCGAUGUUCUGCGCCGUCUCUACCGUGACCGCUUGGUAGCAGCACAACCUCCAGUCAUUCCUCCCAAGAAGCUCAAUAAAUUCAUCAACGAUGUCUUCAGCAAGGUGGACGCAGUCCGAAAAGCAAACGAGGACCAUCUCUUGCCCCAGAUCAAGUACAGACAGCAAGAGCAGGGACCUUGGAUUGUCGGAUUCAGUGACAUCUUCAGGGAAUGGAUUCGGAAAGCCAAGCAAGCAUAUAUCGAGUAUGCUGCAGCAUUUCCUUACGCAAGUUUCCUAGUCCGCCAGGAGGCGGAUAGGAACAUGCUCUUCCGUACUUUCCUAGAUGAAGCUCGAACAAACAAGCUGUCCAACAAGCUCAGUUGGGACACGUACCUCAAGGGGCCUAUUGAUAGGUUGCAGCGCUACGGUCUUCUCAUCGAUACAGUGCUUAAGAAUUCAACUGUGGACAACGAGGAGAAACGCAACCUGCAGAUUGCGAAAGGGGAGAUCAAAGCUGUGACUCUGGAGUGUGACAGUCGGGUUGCCGAGAUGAGUCGGAAGGUUAGCCUCACGGAUCUACAAGCGAAGCUCAUCUUACGACCGGGUAUGCAACGCGUAGAACUCAAUUUGGACCACCUAGGACGAGAGCUUAUCUACCGGGGCGACCUACAAAGAAUGGGAGGCAGUCGAUUCAACUGGCUCGAAACGCAUGCACUACUGUUCGACCAUUACCUUGUACUUGCGAAGACGGUAUCGUACCGAGAAGCGGAUGGUGUUACCAAGUCAGAAAAAUAUGACGUUUCCAGGUUACCGAUUCCCAUGGAUCUCCUUGUCCUGGAGAGCGAAGAUGACGAUCCCGUUGUGCGCUCUACCAUGAAGGGUAUAUCCACGGUCACCACAGUGGCUGGUAGGGUAGCGGGCUCUGGAGGGCGACCUGGCAACAGCCCUGUUCCCGGCGCCUUGGUACACACCACCACCUCCAACUCCCUAGGGUCAACCAAUACCAACGGUUCUGGCAAAACGCUAGUCAACACAAAUACAGUGGAGACUAACAAGGACGAGAAGAUUUUGUAUCCGUUCAGAGUAAAGCAUCUAGGCAAAGAGACUUACACGCUAUACGCCCCGUCAGCACAGAAUAGAGCUGAAUGGUGCGACAAGCUCAUCAUCGCAAAGACACGGCAUGCUACAGCCUUGUUUGCGCAAAACGCCGAACCGUUCCGGCUACGAGUCAUGGCUGAUGCUGCUUUCGCAUACGAUAGCGCAAUGCCAUCGCAAAAGGCCAUCACGAUCAAGGGUACGCCACUUGAUCGGUCAGUAGAAGAAGUCGAGAAGAUGUUUGUCAAUGUGGGCCGUCCAGUACCAGUUUGCCGAGCCCGCGUAAAUUGUGCAACGGCCUUCAACCAGCCUUAUGGCAAGUACAUGGUAGCCGUUGGUACUGACAUUGGUGUCUAUGUCUCAGAGUUCGACAAUCCCCGGGGUUGGUCAAAGGCCAUUCAAGUACCCAGAGUAACACAGAUCGCGGUCCUCGAGCAAUUCAGCUUAAUGCUGCUCAUAACCGACAAGUCUUUGGUUGCUUACCAUCUAGAUUCUGUCUGCCCUGUCAGUGGUGUCCCUCCCACGAACGAUUCCGCUCGAAGAGCACCCCAAAAGCUGUCAGGUGCGCGCGAUAUCGGCUUCUUCGCAACUGGUGUCAUGAAAGACAGGACGCUCGUCUUCUACAAGAAGCGUGACGGCAUUUCAUCCACCUUCAAGGUCCUCGAGCCUGUCUACCAAAAGUCGACCGAGAAGAAGUCGAGGUUAUGGAAGUCAGGCCGCACAGAAUUCUUCCGGGAAUUCGAUGAAUUCUACAUCCCAGCAGACUGCUUCACAAUCAACCUCUUCCACUCGUCUCUAGCUGUCUCUACAGCGAAGGGCUUCGAAGUGCUCACUCUAGACAAGAAGCACCCCUGGUCAGUCCCUGAUUUGAAGCAACCCCAUGUCGCCACUAUCGCUUCGCGCCUGCAAAACCAAGACCCACUGGGCAUGUUCCGCCUCAGCGACCAAGAGUUCCUCCUUUGUUACGAAGAAUGCGCCGUCUAUAUCAAUAAGAACGGCGACAUCAGCCGCUCCGUCAUCAUGGAGUUUGUCGGCAAGGCCAAGUCUGCGGCCACAUACGGGCCAUAUGUUCUUCUGUUCGAUCCAGACUUUGUGGAGAUUCGGAAUGCGCAGAAUGGAAGGCUGAGGCAGGUUAUUGCGGGUAGGGAUGUUAAGUGUUUGGAUGAUGGUUUAGGCGGAGGGGCUGAUGGGAGGACAGUCAAGUUGAGUUUGCAGCAUCCGCAUCAGGAGAGGUGUCAAGUCGUCGUUGAGCUUGUGCUUAAUGAGGGACAGAAGGAGUGAUGUACAGAUUGUCAAAAAACCUAGCGACUAGUGAACUGUGCCGCAUCGAGGCAACUGCAGGAGCAGCCAGCAUAUACGCGCUAUGUACAGAGGGCGGGAGUACGGGAGUUUGGGGCGCUUGGGUAAGGGACAGUUCUAGUUCGAGCCCGCCCCCUUGGAUUUUCGUAUCUUGGGGUUUGAUAGGGGACUUGUGAUGAACCUGGGUUGGGUGGGCGGCGCUUCUGCAUAUUCUUAGCGCGAGGAUACCUUGUCUUUUUUUCUUCUGGAGCUUCUUGCGUCCUUAUUCAAGGGAAUGCAAUGUAGGGUUGGUUUAAUGUCUAGCUCAAAGUUUUACAUGGCGAAUGCUCAAUGUGUUGCUACCUAUGUUAUUACUCGCUCGGUCCACCUUUCACAGCCUAUACUACACCUCUCUGCACCCUUGCU